Labrus bergylta (ballan wrasse) is the source of this 1659-nucleotide messenger RNA. The record is from RefSeq and is a predicted model, not a curated record. NCBI's taxonomy places the organism in Eukaryota, Metazoa, Chordata, Actinopteri, Labriformes, Labridae.
CGAUGUGUGUGCGGCGGUGUUUGGUGCUCUUUGUUUGGAUGAAUGUGGAGAGAACAGCUAGCAGCGUGACUACAGGAUGUUUAAGUCUUAAUAGUUCAGAAUAAUCAGUUUUAAAUUACGUUCAAUACUUCCAGCUUCAUGUGGGAGCAUAUCAUUUAAACGAACUGUUUUUAUUUACCUUUACUUUCUAUGUAUAUCAGCAACGUUAGCUGCUAGCAUCGCUGGUCGGUGCAAGUAAAUGUAGUUUUCCUAAAGCCGGAACUACAGAAUCCUCCUCUAGCUUCAGGUCCUGCUCCCCCGCAGGACGAACCGGUGCCGGACACCCUGGAGCUCCUCAGACCCCUACUGUACUGGGACCGGAAGGACCCGGCCGGCCUGGACCACAUCAAACCAUGCUGGUACUGGGACAAGAAGGACCUGGUCCACACUCCGUCCCAGGCUGAGGGUCUGGAUCCCGCCACCGAGGCCCGGUACCGCCGAGAGGGGGCCCGGUUCAUCUUCGACGCGGGGACUAGACUCGGCCUACACUAUGACACUCUGGCUACAGGCAUCGUUUACUUCCAUCGUUUCUACAUGUUUCACUCCUUCAAACAGUUCCCCAGAUAUGUAACAGGAGGAUGCUGCCUCUUCCUGGCAGGUAAAGUGGAGGAGACUCCAAAGAAGUGCAAAGACAUCAUAAAGACGGCACGCGGUUUGCUCAACGAUGUCCAGUUCGCUCAGUUUGGAGACGAUCCAAAGGAGGAGGUGAUGGUGUUGGAGCGCAUUCUGCUGCAGACCAUCAAGUUUGACCUGCAGGUGGAGCAUCCAUACCAGUUCCUGCUGCGCUAUGCCAAGCAGCUCAAAGGUGAUAAGAACAAGGUGCAGAAACUGGUUCAGAUGGCCUGGACCUUCGUCAAUGACAGUCUGUACACCAUGGUGGCCCUGCAGUGGGAGCCUCAGAUUAUCGCUGUAGCCGUCAUGUACCUGGCAGGUCGUCUCUCUAAAUUCGACCUCCAGGAAUGGACCUCCAAACAGACGAACCGCCGCUGGUGGGAGCAGUUUGUCCACGACGUACCUGUGGAGGUUCUAGAAGAUAUCUGCCAUCAGAUCCUUGAUUUGUACUCUCAGGCCAAGCAGCAGAUUCCUGAUGGAGGGAUGAGUGCUGGAGACACCCCCCUCCCCCCCUCCAUCCUGUCCCCCCCAGUCCCUCCCCCCACCAAGAAGACUUCCCCUCAGACCAGCCCUCGACCCCCCCGACCAGCACAGCCGUCUCCCAAAGAAGACAACAAAGUCAUCAAGCUCACUAAUCCAGAGCUGCCGCCUCCGCCUCCUCCACCUCCACCUCCUCCUCCUGUAUCUAUGAACACAGAUCUUAAACCCCCCUCCUCCUACCCUCCAGCCCCUGAGCCACCCUCUAAGCCACCACCCCCUCCUUUACCCCACUGCCCCCCUCCGCCCCCUCCCCCUCCUAAAGACCUGCCCCCUCCCUCCAGCUCUCUGCUGUCCAGUGAGGGUUACCAGACCAUCCAGUCCAUGAUGAACACCUCAAUACCUCAGGCCUGUGCACCACCCAUGAACUAUCACCACUACCCCCCGGGCACCACCACCUACAACGCCCCUCCUCUGUCAGUCUACAGCUACCUGCUGGGUCGCCCCCCUCGUCAUGGGGCUACCUCCUAG